Messenger RNA from Didymodactylos carnosus, 2373 nucleotides. NCBI's taxonomy places the organism in Eukaryota, Metazoa, Rotifera, Eurotatoria, Philodinida, Philodinidae. The record is from the annotation of a GenBank genome assembly.
AUGACUGUUCUAACAAUACUGUCACUGAUAUUUAUUAUUUUAUUUUGUUCAUAUGUUCAUACUGAUGGUGAAGAUUUUUAUAAAUUAUUGGAUAUUGAAAAAUCGGCUAGUCAACGUGAUAUUCGACGUGCAUUUAAAAAAAUUGCAUUAGAAAAACAUCCUGACAAACGAGCGGGUGAUCCAAAUGCUCAUUCAGAAUUUGUAAAAAUUAAUCGGGCCUAUGAAAUAUUACGUGAUGAUGAACUGAGAAAGAAGUAUGAUCAAUAUGGUGAACAGGGAUUAAAGGAUGAUUUUAAUCGUGGUAAUCAGUAUCAAAGUUGGUCAUUUUAUAAGCAAAAUUUUGGUAUUUAUGAUGAAGAUCCCGAAAUUAUUACACUUAGUCGGACAGAUUUUUUACAAUCGAUCGAUGGUACACAAGACAUUUGGUUUAUAAAUUAUUAUUCGCCACAAUGUGGACAUUGUCAUGAUCUUGCACCUGUUUGGCGUGAAAUAGCGAAAGUUUUGGAAGGUGUUAUUCGAAUUGGUGCUGUAAAUUGCAUGGAUGAAUGGGCAUUAUGUAAUGAACAAGGCAUACAAUCUUAUCCAUCUUUACUCAUUUAUCCAAGGCGAGACAGAUAUAAUGGUCAUAGACAUAAAGAUGAUUUAAUUCGAUUUGCUAUGAGUUUUGUAACUGCCGAUCUUCUACACUUGAACGAUGCAACGUUCAAACGAGAAUUAUCAAAGAAAAGUCAAAAUAAUAAACCAUUUUUAAUUGUUUAUUGUCGUGAGAAUGAUGAAGAUGAUUGCCUCGAUAAAGAUCAAGCAUUUAAGUUGGCUGCUAUGCUGAAUAACCUUGUCCAAGUUGGAAUAGUCAAUUGCCGUUUGAAUCCGUUGGUGUGUCAAACAUUGAAACCAAAAAGUUCCAUUAUUUACUACGAACCAAAUCAAAUAUUAAACACGAAUGAUAACAAUGAUACACGCACAAUUACAAGUUUAAACAUUAAAGAAAUAGCAUCGCAAACAUUGAGUUAUUUACCUGAUGUUAAAAUAUUAACUGAAGAUGUAUUUAACAAUUUAAUGACUGAACUAAAACAGAAUAAGAAUAAACCAUUAUUAGUUCAUUUUGUUGAUCAAAAAAGCAAUGAAAAAGAUCUUGAAUUACGAAAAUUACCAUCGAUGCUAAAUGAUUAUAAUAUUGGCCGAUUUGAAUGUUCAUAUUCAACGUCUGUUUGUCAAAAUUUAUUUGUUACCAAAUUACCCACAUUUAUCUUAUUCAAAUUAGGUGGUUAUCAUGAAUUUUAUUAUGGUCGAUAUAUUGCAAAUGAUGUAGCAACAUUUGUUCGUGAAAAUGCUCAUACAAUUGUUCGAGCACUAAAUCCAAAUGAUUUUCCACAUGUGACAAAUACAUUAAACAAUAAACCAUUUAUCAUCGAUUAUUUUUCACCACAUUGUCCACCGUGUUUACAAUUACUACCAGAAUUUCGUAAAUCAUCAAAAAAGAUUGGAAAUCAAAUUAAUUUUGGAACAGUUGAUUGUACAAUUCACAAUCGUUUAUGUCAAGAACGAAACAUUCAUUCUUAUCCUUCCACUAUUAUUUAUAAUGAAUCUAUAGCACAUCAGUUUCAUGGACAAUAUUCAGAACAAGCAAUUAUAAAUUAUGUAGACGAUAUUCUACAUCCAUCAGUGAUUAUACUAGACAAUAAUUUAUAUGAAAAUCUCGUUGUAAAUAAAAAACAUAAUGAAAUGUGGUUAUUGGAUUUUUUCACACCAUGGUGUCCUCCAUGUCAACAAUUAUCAGGAGAAUGGCGACAGUUAGCAAAGUUUAUGAACGGAAUUGCUAAUAUUGCUACGGUCGAUUGUACCGUUCAAACGUACCUGUGUCAAAGAUUAGGCAUUCAGUCUUUUCCAACUAUCAGACUUUAUCCACCGAAUUCGGGUGGAAACAAUUUUGUAGUAUAUAAUAAUGGAUGGCGUGAUGCGAAUUCAUUGCGUUCAUGGGCAUUCAAUUUUCUACCAAGCAAAGUGAUUGAAUUAGAUAGUAACAAAUUUUCCACGAUCGUAUUACGUGAUAAUAAUUCAUGGGUGGUGGAUUUUUAUGCUCCUUGGUGUGGACACUGUCAUCAAUUUAGCCCCAUUUUUGAAGGUGUUGCUCGAAAAUUGGAAGGAAAAGUAAAUGUUGGUAAAGUCAACUGUGAUAUACAAAGAGAUAUUUGUGAACGAGCAGCUAUUCGUGCAUAUCCAACAAUUAAAUUUUACAAAGGAGCAAUUAAUUCAAAACGACAGGAAUUUAUUGGCGAAGAUAUCAAUCAACUGGAUGGAGAUUUUAUUCUACAUUAUGUUAUGAAUAGACAACCAUCUGCUGCACAAGAACAAUCUCAUAGAACUGAACUGUAA